GACCCAAACGAGAGCCCGCUGAUCAGUGCCAUCAUGUUCGGCGCAGGCAUCUUUGGUAACGUCACGGCACUGGUGAUCCUGGAAAUCCGACGACGCAGAGACUCCAGAGCUAAGAACCUGCAUCGCACCGGAUUGUUUCACAUCCUCAUCAUAUCGCUGGUGGUCACGGACCUGGCUGGGACCUGCCUGAUCAGUCCGGUUGUGCAGCUGUCGUAUGCUUGGAACAUGACUUUUGUUGAGAUGAUGCCUAUAGGUAACGGCACCAGCAGUGUUUGUCAUUACUUUGGUGUCAGCAUGACCUUCUUCACUCUGGCCACCAUGUCACUUCUCCUGGCUAUGGCACUAGACAGAUGCUUUGCCAUAGGGUACCCCUACCUGUACAGCCGGCAUGUCACCAAAAAAUGGGUUUAUAUCACAAUCCCAGUGAUGUUUUUCACAUUUACAUUAUUCUGUCUGCUCCCAUUUGCGGGAUUCGGUAGGUAUGUACAAUACUGCCCUGGCACAUGGUGCUUUAUUGACAUGAACCCAGACGGGAAGGAGGAUCGUGCCUAUGCUAACAUAUAUGCCACUAUUAUGCUGGUCCUAGUACUCACCAUUGUGGUGUGUAAUGGCUUUGUGAUGUACCAUCUCUACAAGAUGUACAAACGCAGGAACCGACACAGGUCUAUGAUGGUGCCCACGAGGUCCAACAGCGAGCGCAGGACCAUGUCCAUGGCUACGGAGGUGGAGCACCUGAUCAUGCUGGUCUUCAUGACCAUCAUCUUCAUCAUCUGCACGCUGCCGCUGGUGAUCCGGGUGUACAUCAACUCCAUAACGACCGAUCUUCAAUACGAGUCUCAUUCGCUGGACCUGCAGACCCUCCGCUUCAUCUCCGCGAACCCCAUCAUCGACCCCUGGGUGUUCAUCAUCCUCUCCCCCGGCGUGCUGCACUUUGUCAGGCGCUCCUUGAAGGUCCCCCUGGGGAGCGUCAGAAGUUCCGUGCGCAGAUCUUCACUCGCCAGAGAAAUCAAACCCGCGCGACAAGAGCUGUCCUGCCCGACGCUGUGCAAGGAGUUUUACUCGGAGGACAACCUAUGA
Messenger RNA from Nematolebias whitei (Rio pearlfish), 1077 nucleotides. RefSeq names its product prostaglandin E receptor 2a (subtype EP2) (gene ptger2a). Gene Ontology annotation, molecular function: prostaglandin E receptor activity. Gene Ontology annotation, biological process: cellular response to prostaglandin E stimulus; adenylate cyclase-activating G protein-coupled receptor signaling pathway; positive regulation of cytosolic calcium ion concentration. NCBI's taxonomy places the organism in Eukaryota, Metazoa, Chordata, Actinopteri, Cyprinodontiformes, Rivulidae. Gene Ontology annotation, cellular component: plasma membrane. The transcript is spliced from 2 exons. The record is from RefSeq and is a predicted model, not a curated record. The annotation marks the transcript as partial.